This is a messenger RNA of Acanthochromis polyacanthus (spiny chromis), 3063 nucleotides long. RefSeq names its product paired box 8 (gene pax8). Gene Ontology annotation, molecular function: DNA-binding transcription factor activity, RNA polymerase II-specific; RNA polymerase II cis-regulatory region sequence-specific DNA binding. Lineage: Eukaryota; Metazoa; Chordata; Actinopteri; Pomacentridae. Gene Ontology annotation, biological process: anatomical structure development; regulation of transcription by RNA polymerase II. The record is from RefSeq and is a predicted model, not a curated record. The transcript has 9 exons. The coding region runs from base 1019 to 2113 and encodes 364 amino acids.
GAACAGUUUUCAACCAAAUUGAAGAUAUCAGUGUAUUAAAUGUAUGAAAGCUUUGGCUAAAUCCACGUUUAUUUGUCUUAAUUAUUUACUGCAGUAAACAUACCGUCCUCUCCUCUGCUGUUUUCUUAACGCUUUUACUGUGAAACCUCAUUACUCCUUUGACAAUGCUGCCACAGCUGUUGUUGAUAAAGACACAUCCGACGAUCAGUCUGUUAAAGAAUUGGUGAGAACAGUUGCAGAUAAUUUAGUCACUUCUCUGGAACACUAUAAUAAUGUUAGGGAAGGAAAAUUAAAUACAUUUACUGUGUAUAUUUUAAAUAUUUUUGCUAUGAACCCAGCAAAAUGGGCUGCACAGUGAGGUAGUGGUUAGCAUGUUUGCCUUGCAGCAAGAAGAUCCCCGGUUCAAAUCCCGGGGUGGGCCUGGGAUCUUUCUGCAUGGAGUUUGUAUGUUCUCCCUGUGCAUGUGUGGGUUUUCUCCGGAUACUCCGGCUUCCUCCCACAGUCCAAAAAUAUGCUGAGGUUAAUUGGUUACUCUAAAUUGCCCGUAGGUGUGAAUGUGAGUGUGAUUGUGUGUCUGUAUAUGUAACCCUGUGACAGACUGGCGACCUGUCCAGGGUGUCCCCUGCCGUCAGCUGGGAUAGACUCCAGCACCCUAGUGAGGAUAAAGCGGUGUAUAGAGAAUGGAUGGAUGGACCCAGCAAAAUGUCUAAAAUGCCACACUGUGAAAACCUUUUCUUGCACUGUCAAAUACUGGACAUAAACUUGAAUUUUAACUAGGCAUUGAUUUCAUUCUGGUGUGUGUAAUUUGUCCAUUAGCAAGAAAUGUAGUGUUUAUUUUUGACCUUAUGAACAGGUUUUAUGGAUCUAAACCGGUGUUCUUGGUUUCAAAUGUAGUGCCACCAACACGUGUGUGUGUCCAGGUGUGCCUCUAGAAGUCUCAGGCUUCAGGUUCCUUGACAUUUAUAAGUGUUCAUCCCCCUCCUCCCCCAGGUCAUGGGGUCUUAACCAACUAGGUGGAAUGUUUGUUAAUGGCCGCCCACUUCCGGAGGUGAUCCGGCAACGCAUCGUGGACAUGGCUCACCAGGGGGUUCGGCCUUGCGACAUUUCCCGGCAGCUCCGAGUCAGCCACGGCUGUGUCAGCAAGAUCCUGGGACGCUACUACGAGACUGGCAGCAUCAAGCCUGGGGUGAUCGGUGGCUCCAAGCCCAAGGUGGCCACCCCAAAGGUCGUGGACAAGAUCGCAGAGUACAAGAGGCAGAAUCCCACCAUGUUUGCUUGGGAGAUCAGAGACCGGCUGCUGGCGGAGGGAGUGUGUGACAGCGACACGGUGCCCAGCGUGAGCUCCAUUAACAGGAUAAUUCGGACGAAGGUUCAGCAGCCGUUUAAUCUCCCUCUGGAUGGAAAAGGUUUGAGUCCAGGACAAACACUGAUCCCCAGUUCGGCGGUCACUCCUCCAGAGUCGCCACAGUCCGACUCUCUGGGCUCCACCUACUCCAUCAGCGGCCUGCUGGGAAUCCCACAGCCCAACGCCGAGGGCAAGAGGAGCCACGAUGACAGUGAUCAGGAGAGCUGUCGGCUCAGCGUGGAUUCUCAGGGCAGCGGAGGCGUCCCGAGGAAACAAAUGAGAGUGGAUCACUUCUCUGCAGCCACGCAGCAUCUGGACUGUGGGUUUGAUCGCCACCACUAUCCACCGGACUCGUUCAGCUCCGCCUCCAGCAGCAAGACGGAACAGACUUUGUACCCGCUGUCCCUCAUCAAUGGCAGCCUAGAAGAGGCCAAGACCAGCCUGUCAACAUCCAGCUCUGCCAUUGGACGGAAUCUGUCGGCACACCAGAGUUACACCAUGGUGACCGGGCGUGACAUGGUGAGCUCCACCCUGCCAGGCUACCCACCUCACAUCCCCUCCCCUGCACAGACCGGAUACUCUUCGUCCGCCAUCACGGGGAUGGUAGCAGCAGGUACAGACUACUCGGUCAGUCCUACACCCAUUCGCCCUCACCUCCUACAGCGAAGCUGGAGGUUCACCAACUCCAGCAUACUGGGCUCGCCCUACUACUACAGCUCGGCCUCCCGCACCGGACCACCGUCUGCGGCCGCCUACGACCACCUCUAGUCCCCUCCACCAACACUGGAGAACUGUAGCAUCAGCCGACACACGGACCAAGGCAUGAAGUCAAAACUGGAUGUGGACUUGAGACUCUGCUGUUGAAACCAGCGAUGCAUUGUGUGUGUGUGUUUUUUUGUUUAUACUCCAUCCUCUCACGGGCUACCACACCUACUUCUAUUUAUUUGUCAUUACUGACACCGUUCCCCAGGGUAACUGACUCGUGCACGUUUACACAUCGCUAACACUCUCCAGGGCCUGUUUCCAGAGACUCAGCCUGACGUCUCACGUGGUGCAUUUUUUUCAGUAUAAAUCUCUCUUUUUUUAACACUGUUUUGGCCAAAGACUCUUUUUUUUUCCUUCCUGGCACAUCUGCAACUUGACUUCACUGAUCCAGUGAAUAGGGAUAUGCAACUUCUUUAUACUGAACUAUGCCUGCUUUGUUUACAAUGCUCUUGUUUUGUUUGUUUUUUAGAAAGAAAAGAAAAAGUGAAUCCUGUCCUAUCAUCUCAAAUCUAUUCUUGAUCUAUGUCUGCUUGCAAAAUUGAGUUUGUGAUUUGUUUCCAUUGUAGAUGCAGAUUUCCUGUAGUGAACAUAGACUAAUAAGGCGACACACUGAAUCACAAUUACGACAAAAAUGCCCCUCAGAGACAAUUAAUGAAUCUGUCUAGCAAUAUGUACAUACUGUAAAUGAUGAAUUACUUAUGGAGAAGUGAUGCAAUUUUACUCAGAGAAUGACGGAUGGUGAUUUGGCUACUAAAACCAACAAGGCUUGAAAUACAUUUGUUUUUGUUUAUGUUUCUUAUUUUUGCUUCAAAUAAAUUUAGUCUGCUGUCAUGCUGAUGUUCUGAUGUUUGGUAAAAACUGUGACUAUUUUUCUUAUACUGUUAUUAAUAUUAUUGCAGAUGUAAAUAAUGAAUUUCUAAAGAAUUAUUUUUAAUUAAAGCAUGACAAAUUUA